Limulus polyphemus (Atlantic horseshoe crab) is the source of this 549-nucleotide messenger RNA. RefSeq lists its product as uncharacterized. The record is from RefSeq and is a predicted model, not a curated record. The transcript has 4 exons. NCBI's taxonomy places the organism in Eukaryota, Metazoa, Arthropoda, Merostomata, Xiphosura, Limulidae. The coding region runs from base 55 to 549 and encodes 164 amino acids.
GUUAACUGGAGAAACUGCCCGUUAAAGAAACUAGAAUAGUUGUUAAAACGUACGAUGUCGUAUACGCAGUUUGGGUAUGGAACGUACCCUUCGCAUGCUCAGAUUAUUGGGAGUUCAGGACAGACAGGCCCGGUAUUUUGUGACGGUACGCGUGCAAGUUUGACGACGGAUGGUCCAUCACAUACAGCGCCGGGUGUUUGUCCACUUCCUUUCGAGAACCGUCUGAUUUCGUCUUACCCUCAACUGUCAACGGCAAUGACAGGUUCUUCUCCGCUGUAUAAUGGUUCACCUUACUCCACAGACCCGAGCAGCUAUGGCAUUGUUCCAAAGCUAAACACUCCGGCAUUUUGCACGGCAACGGCUUUAGAUCCAGCAUAUCCAGGUAAGGAUUCAACAGAUCCAUGGCUAGGACUGAUCCAACAAGCUCCGUAUUGCUACGACCCCUCAUUGUCUGGAUAUAGGAAAUUUAGUCUGUUUUUAGAAACAGCCAAGUCAUCCAAACUACAAUAUAACAAUCAAGUAGAUGUCCAUUAUGACAAAUUUUUUUGA